AUGAACAUAAAAGUGCUUGUUCGUUAUCAUAAGAACUUCAGUGUUAGUUAUCGAGAAGAACGACAUAAGAAAGCAUUUCAAGAAAAUUUAGAUGAGAUUGUAAAACACAAUGAAGCUUUUAAGAACGGAAGUUCGUCGUUUAAAAUAAGCUCCAACAGUCUUGCCGAUUUGUCGAAUCAGCAAUAUCUCAAGCACUUUGUGAGACUUGUUGACAGUGAUUUUGAUGAAGCAACUGAUCAGGAAAACAUUGUCGGUGCUGGUCUCGAACAUGGCGAUUAUCCAAGUAGACUCGACUGGAGAGAAAAAGGUUUUGUAACUAAACCGAUGAAUCAAAAAUCAUGUGGAAGUUGUUAUGCUUUUAGUAUUGGACAUUCAGUCGAAGGUCAGAUUUUCAAAAGACUAAACAGAAUUAUUGAAUUAAGCACUCAACAGAUAGUUGAUUGCAGCACUGAUUAUGGCAAUCACGGAUGUGCUGGAGGUUCUUUAAGAACUACUCUUAAAUAUCUACAGAAAAGUGGCGGUUUAAUGAGAGAAGUUGAUUAUCCCUACAAUGCUAAACAAAACAAAUGUGCUUACGACCCCGAUUUGGCGAUUGUUAAUAUAACGUCAUGGGCGAUUCUUCCACGAAAAAAUGAAAAUGUUAUGAAGGCAAUUUUGAAUGAAGUUGGCCCGAUAGCGGUUUCCAUUAAUGCUUCAUUAAGAACUUUCCAAUUGUACAGUAAAGGGAUUUACGAUGACAAAGAUUGCUCGUCUAACACUGUCAAUCAUGCAAUGUUGCUUAUUGGAUAUGACGAACACAGUUGGAUUUUAAAAAAUUGGUGGGGAAGAAAGUGGGGAGAAAAAGGCUACAUGAGAAUUAAACGUGGCGUAAAUAUGUGUGGGAUUUCAAAUUACGCUGCAUAUGCUGUUGUUUAAUAAAAUCUAAAUCUGAGGCCAUCUGAAUUUCAAAGUUUUAUGCCAAAAC
Molecule: messenger RNA, 964 nt
Organism: Clunio marinus
Lineage: Eukaryota; Metazoa; Arthropoda; Insecta; Diptera; Chironomidae
Source: the annotation of a GenBank genome assembly